Heterocephalus glaber (naked mole-rat) is the source of this 1027-nucleotide messenger RNA. RefSeq names its product ATPase H+ transporting V0 subunit e2 (gene Atp6v0e2). Gene Ontology annotation, biological process: proton transmembrane transport. Gene Ontology annotation, cellular component: proton-transporting V-type ATPase, V0 domain. The record is from RefSeq and is a predicted model, not a curated record. NCBI's taxonomy places the organism in Eukaryota, Metazoa, Chordata, Mammalia, Rodentia, Bathyergidae. Gene Ontology annotation, molecular function: proton-transporting ATPase activity, rotational mechanism.
UCCCCGGCGCUUCGGUCCCACUGCGCAUGUUCUCUGUCCCCUACAGAGACCAGGGCUUGAGUCUGCAGCACCUGUCUCUCUCGCCUGCAUCCCUCUGGGCAUCCCGGCCCCGGCUAUGACGGCUCACUCCUUUGCCCUCCCAGUCAUCAUCUUCACCACGUUCUGGGGCCUCAUCGGCAUCGCAGGGCCCUGGUUCGUGCCGAAGGGACCUAACCGUGGGGUGAUCAUCACCAUGCUGGUAGCCACUUCUGUGUGCUGUUACCUCUUCUGGCUUCUCGCCAUCCUGUCCCAGCUGAACCCCCUGUUUGGACCCCAGCUGAAGAAUGAGACCAUCUGGUACGUGCGCUUCCUGUGGGAGUGACCAAGCAACUGCUGCUGCGUGUGGCCCCAGGUAUCCCAGUGUUCUGGAUGACCCUGGCUUGACAUCCCUGGUGACCUUCAUCCCACCUUCCCCACGGCUGUCCUGGGCCCUCCAUGCUCCCCUGUGUUAGCACUUCAAGGUCCACACGCCCAGGGAUCAGUGAGUUCUAGGACAUCCCAUCUUCCCAGCCAGUGGGGGGUCUGGAAGCCCAGAGCCAGACUAGAGCCAGGGUAUCCCUGAGGUUUCCUCUCCUUCCCUCCCCAGCCGGUCCUGGGAGCAGCUGGUCCAGGUAGGCUCCAUUUCUCACAGGUGGGACACAGGUGAGGACAGCGUCCUUGGCCCAAGGUGGGGGAUCUGUCCCCCACCAGCUGUGAGGUACCCAGAGCUGUGAGGACAGAGCUCGCACAUUCUGUCUGGUCCCUAGCCUCACUCAUUGUUACUUAUUCAGUGCCCCUUCACUUGUGGUGGAGCAGCAGCAGAAUCUAAUGUGUCUCACCCAGAUUCCUCGCUCUGGUCUGCCACCCACUCAGCUUGGGGCCCCACACGGACCCAGCUCCCCAAACCCCUUCCUCCCCUCACCUCUGCAGCCUUCCCGUGGGGUGGAGGUGUCAAGCAUGACUGAAAAACCGAUUUGUGUCUAAUAAAUAACAAUGAUGCAAGAUUUUA